Molecule: messenger RNA, 1062 nt
Organism: Drosophila nasuta
Lineage: Eukaryota; Metazoa; Arthropoda; Insecta; Diptera; Drosophilidae
Exons: 1
Coding region: 1-1062 (353 amino acids)
Source: RefSeq, a predicted model, not a curated record
AUGUUGGAGUUCAUUAAACGUUACAAUGGCACAUUGAACAUCUUGAGAUUUAAAGACCAUUUGAGUAUUGGGCACAUUGCUGAGGAGAUGCUUGCAACCAAAAAAAUUGACUUCGUUUGUCAUCCAAAGGAGCCCAAGUGGAAUAUUUCGGGCACUGUACCACUCUAUAUCCUUAAAGACUACAUCCUAGUGCCUCAUGCUCAACCCAUUGCCAGCUAUUGGUACUUCGCCCAGCCAUUCACAAGAGAAACUUGGUUGGCUCUGAUCGCUAUUGUGGCUUAUGGAAUAAUAAUGUUCUACGUCAGCUCAGGAUCUGAGAGAUCGGAAUUUGGAGUUCAUCUGCUAAGCAGUUGGUGUCAUCUAUUAUUCCUUCCUCAACCUCGAGUUUCUAUCAUCAAUUGGCAACAGACUGUAAUACAUUUCAUUCUAAUUCUGGGUGGAUUUGUGCUAACAAACAUGUAUAUAUCGGUAUUGAAAAGUAUGCUUACAUCGGGACUAUUCGAACCUCAAGCCAAUACUCUGGAAGAUUUAAUACAUGCUCCGUAUCGCUUGAUAACGGAUAAAUACUAUGCCGUAUACUUUAAGAACGCUACUUCAGUGCCUGAUGAGGUUAUAGACAACGCCUUUGUGGUUCCCACUGAUGAGCUCGACUUCAAUCGUGCUAAUCUGAACACAAGUUUCAUGUACAUUGUUUAUGAAGACCGCAUGGAUGGACUUUUGUAUCAGCAACACUUGUUGAAAGCACCUCGCUUCAAGAGAAUGCCAGAGAGUAUUAUGGACGGACUGAUGUCGAUUCCAGUGGCUUCAUCUUUGCCCUAUCUCAACAUGUUGAAUAUCUAUUUGAGUCGCAUCUUUGAGUAUGGUAUAUUCCAUAAAAUGAAGAAUGAUGCCUAUAUGAGUGCAAUUGAUAGUGGCUUAUACAAACUGAUGAGAAAUGAGGACGACGGAUUGAUAUCAUAUGAUUUGAACUUCUAUUUCUUCCCCAUUUUGUUGUGGGGCAUUGGAUUGACAUGCGCUGGACUGAGUUUCUUGCUGGAGUUGCUCAGGUGGCGCAUGGCCUAA